Messenger RNA from Phragmites australis (common reed), 1698 nucleotides. RefSeq names its product adenylate-forming reductase 06235. The coding region runs from base 1 to 1698 and encodes 565 amino acids. NCBI's taxonomy places the organism in Eukaryota, Viridiplantae, Streptophyta, Magnoliopsida, Poales, Poaceae. The transcript has a single exon. The record is from RefSeq and is a predicted model, not a curated record.
AUGGAUUGGCAAGACCCAGCCAAGCUCACGCACACAAAGUUCUCGAGCUGCCGUGGCGUCUCCUUCGAGCUCAAGCCGUCACCGGGCAGCCCUUUCGACCUUGACGCCGCCGCUCGUCCUUCCCAUCCGCCGCCGGACGCCCCGAUGGCCGGCCGGUGGGUCUGGCUCCCUGCGCCUUUCAGCCGUGGGUCCUCCAGGAUAUUCCUUGCUGCGCCAGAGUCCCACGCUUUUGGCAGGUCGUGGAGCCGCGCGAGCAGCCACUUCUGCCACCUCGACGUCGGUGACGAAGGCACAGACGAUGAGUCCGUCGGCGCGGACGAGGAGAUGGCCGUCGCUGUGGCAGCUGUGGCCGUUGAUCACGUGCCCAGCAACAGGUCAAGCGCGCCGGCGUCGGCCGGGCGCUCGAGGCUCGGCGUCAUACUGUUGGACCAGGGCUUGUUCACCGUGUACAAGCGCCUCUUCGUACUGUGCGUCGCGCUCAAUGCGAUGGGGCUCGCGCUCGCGGCGACCGGGCACUUCCCUUACGCAAGGGGGCACGCCGCCCUCUUCGCCAUGGGCAACAUCCUGGAGCUCACGCUCUGCCGCUCCGAGGCGGUGCUCCGCGUCGUGUUCUGGCUCGCCGUCGCGCUCUUCGGCAGGCCGUGGGUGCCGGUCGUCAUCAAGACUGGCGUCACGGCGAUAUUGCAAUCGCUAGGCGGCGUGCACAGCGGCUGCGGCGUGUCGUCGCUGGCGUGGCUUGUGUACGCGCUGGUGCAGGCUCUCCAGCACCGCGACGUGACGCCCCGCGAGGUCAUCGGCGUUGCGUCGGCCAUACUGGGCCUGCUCGUGCUCUCGUGCUUGGCCGCGUUCCCGCUCGUGCGCCACCUCCACCACAACGUGUUCGAGCGAACGCACCGGUUCGCCGGCUGGGGCGCGCUCGCGCUGCUCUGGGCCUUCGUCGUGCUUUCCGCCGGCUACGACCCGGCGACCACCUCAUACGACAGGCUCACCGUCGCUACCCUCGUGAAGCACCAGGAGCUCUGGUUCUGCGUCGCCAUCACCUUCUUCACCUUCCUCCCGUGGCUCACCGUGCGCCGCGUGCCGGUCAAGGUCACCGCGCGUUCCACGCACGCGUCGACCAUAACCUUUCAAGGUGGCAUCAAAGCCGGCCUUCUCGGGCGCAUCAGCCGCUCGCCGCUCUCCGAGUGGCACGCCUUCGGCAUCAUAUCCGACGGCGGGGACACGCACGCCAUGCUCGCCGGCGCGGUGGGCGACUUCACCCGUGGCCUCAUCUCCGACCCGCCCAGUCACCUCUGGGUGCGCGGCGUCCACUUCGCCGGGCUGCCGUACCUCCUUAACAUGUACCGUAGCGCGACCAUGGUCGCCACGGGCUCCGGCAUCUGCGUGUUCCUGUCGUUCCUGAUGCAGCCGGGCGCGGCGGAGCUGUCGCUUGUGUGGGUGGCUAAGGGCAUCGAGGCGAACUACGGCGAGGAGAUGAAGGCGGCGGUGUCCAGCAGCGAGAGGCUGCGCGGGCGCGUGGUCGUGCACGACACAGCCGUGAUGGGGCGGCCGGACGUUGCGGCGCUGGCCGUGGGCGCGGCGUCGCGGUGGGGCGCGGAGGUGGUGGUGGUGACGAGCAACCCGGAGGGGAGCAGGGACGUCGUCAGGGGGUGUCGCAAGGCCAGCAUCCCGGCGUUCGGGCCCAUAUGGGAUUCUUGA